Molecule: messenger RNA, 709 nt
Organism: Cicer arietinum (chickpea)
Lineage: Eukaryota; Viridiplantae; Streptophyta; Magnoliopsida; Fabales; Fabaceae
Source: RefSeq, a predicted model, not a curated record
CCCGAAUCCGUGGACCCCUACAUGUCGUUGUUUUAUGUUCAUGUAUAUAACUGAAACUCAGCGCUUACGUUUUUUAUUUCUAGAAACAACUUCAAUUUUCUCUCACAUCACAAUCCCCAAUUCCAAUCUUAAUUAUCCCCUCAAGUUUGAAGAUAAGGUUAAAACAUGGCUGGUGGGAAUUUUAUGCACAGAGUUAUUUCUUAUUUUGUGAAUGAAGUGGUUGUCAAUGGUCUUGCCAACAGCCCUGCAUUUCAGAGGUUUGCAGUGAGGACAUCGAAGAAUAUUGAAGAUAUUUCAAAAAAAGCUAUUCAGAAGCGGCAAGAGCUUGCUGAGCAGAUCAAGGACCUCCCCAAAAAAAUGGAGUCUUUCAAGAACCAGUGAUUCUGUCAUUUUUUGCUGCUUUUGCUGAAGGAUAAUAAAGCCUGAUUCUCUAUCCCAAAAUGCUAAUGGAGACUGUAAAUUUAUUUUUGUUGUUGAUUUUGGUUUGUGUCUCAUGAUUUCAUGGCUUCUUCCAGUUUGUUUGCUGAACCAAAAGCAAGAUUAGGAUACUAAUUAUAGUUUAUGAUAUUGUGCUACUGAUUAUCAGUCUGUUUCUAUUUGAAACUAUUGAAGGCUGAGUACACAUUGAUAGAGAAAUUUAAAGUUAUAUUUUAGAGUUAUUAACGAUGUCAUGCUAAGCUUUACGUGGAUGUUUAAUUAUAUUCCGCCA